AUGGAGGCAGCGGAUCAACUCUUCCUCGGUGACGGCGACGUCUCGAUGGAUCAGCCGCCGACUACACAGCCUGCCGGUGCGCCAGCCUCCACAACGACGCUGCCAACAUCGUCAGCGACAGACCUGCCACCAGACUCCGAGCUGGUCGCCUCAUUACCGGUCUACCUUAGCAAGUCUCUGCUCGGCGACUCCUCCCUGCACGUUUUCCAAUACCCCAUCUAUCCACGAGACAGACCACUGCCAGUACCCUAUUCGGCAGCCGCUCGAGGGCUCAAAGUGUCAAGUCGAUGGCGACCACGAGCCAACCGAGUAGAGGUCGAGCUGCCUCUGGACGUUCGAGAGGAAGUCUACAACACGGACCGCGGCGUCGAGUUCGGAGCAGGAGCAGAUGUGCUUGCACAGAAGCAGGCUCGUGCUGAUGCUGCUCAUGGAGGCUCUGCGUCCGCAACUGAGCCAUCUAGCAGCCGAACACGCGUGAAGCAGGAGAGGGAAGAAGCACAAGCCAACAGAGGCCCCAAGAAGCUUGAGAAGAUCAAGCUGGAAAGCACGCAGGUGCCCAAUGCCACCGAGUACAUGGUCGGCGUCAUUAGAGAUCAGGCGCUCCAUCUCACACGCCUGGAGUCCAUCGUUCAGCUGCGACCCUCGAUGAACUACCUCGAUGCCCUCGAUGAGGCACGCGAGGCAGAGAAGCGCAGAGACCGUGCUGCUCUCGCCGGCGAAUUGGGCUCGGACGAAUCGGACGAAGACGAGCUGAUCGAGAUGGAGGCACCGGGCGAAGGAUCAACGCGUUCGAAGGCUAAGAAGGACGUCAAGAAGCCGACAGCUCAGACGCUCAGUGUAGCGCUGCGUGCCGACCCCAACGCAAAGAAGCCAGGUAGCCUUGGAGGCAUGGGCGGUGGGUCAAGCAGUGAAGCGCGCGACCUGCUCAUGGCAGCACAAAGAGAGGCGGACGCCGAGCGCUGGGUCGAUCUCGAUUGGAGGGAUGAAGGCUCGCAAGAGGCCCAGCAGAUCUUUGACGCUCAGCUGUUCGCCGGUAGCAAGACCCCUUUGAACUGCAAAACCAAGCCCAGAGACUACCUGCUGCAUGCCCUCCCUUGA
Kalmanozyma brasiliensis GHG001 is the source of this 1098-nucleotide messenger RNA. RefSeq names its product DNA-directed RNA polymerase III subunit Rpc5. Bases 1 to 1098 code for a protein of 365 amino acids. NCBI's taxonomy places the organism in Eukaryota, Fungi, Basidiomycota, Ustilaginomycetes, Ustilaginales. The transcript has a single exon. The record is from RefSeq and is a predicted model, not a curated record. Gene Ontology annotation, cellular component: RNA polymerase III complex; nucleus. Gene Ontology annotation, biological process: DNA-templated transcription.